Aureobasidium melanogenum CBS 110374 is the source of this 1266-nucleotide messenger RNA. RefSeq names its product MFS general substrate transporter. The transcript has 3 exons. Gene Ontology annotation, cellular component: fungal-type vacuole membrane. Gene Ontology annotation, biological process: transmembrane transport. Gene Ontology annotation, molecular function: transmembrane transporter activity. Lineage: Eukaryota; Fungi; Ascomycota; Dothideomycetes; Dothideales; Saccotheciaceae. Bases 1 to 1266 code for a protein of 421 amino acids. The record is from RefSeq and is a predicted model, not a curated record.
AUGAAUGAUAUACAAUUGACACCGAUCAAGCCUUCUCAUCCGGUUGCGAUUCAGCCAGCCUCUAGCAGUCAUUGUGCAGCACCCAGUACAGCAACACAGGAAGCAGAGCAACCCCGAACCGACAUUGUCGAACAAAAUCUUGCCCCUUCAGAUAAAGGUAUCGCAGCAUGGCGACUUUUAUUAGCUGCUUUUAUCUUUGAAACCUUAUUCUGGGGCUUUCCUCUCUCCUUCGGCGUCUUUCAAGACUAUUAUUCCAAGACACCUGAAUUUGCAGGUAAUGCAUACAUCCCGGUCGUGGGCACUGUGGCCUCAGGGCUUGGGUACCUAGGUGCUCCGGUGAUCAUGUUAUUGAUUCAGCGCUUUCCAUGGUAUCGCCGCUAUAUGAUAUGGUUUGGAUGGCCCAUCUGUGUUCUUGGCCUUGCACUAGGUUCUUUUGCCACCUCUCUGGAAGCGUUGAUUGCAUCACAAGGAAUGGCUUAUGGAAUGCUCUGUGCUGCAAGUGGUUUCUCUGGGUGCUUCAUGCCAUUUGUGCUUCAAGCUUUGCUGGACAAAUAUGGAUUCAGGAUUACUUUGAGAGCUGUCGCGAUUGCGCUGACAGUGCUCACUGGUCCUUUGAUCCCAUUGUUCAGAGGGCGUUUGCCAGUGUCCAGAAGCACCGCAAGCAGAAAAAUUGACUGGACAUUCCUCCGCAUGCCAUCCUUUUGGAUGUACUCCGUGGCAAACAUUUUGCAAGGCUUUGGAUACUUCUUCCCAGGGUUGUACCUACCUUCGUAUGCGUCAUCACUUUCACUCAAUCCUCACACUGGAGCAAUGUUACUGGCCGUGAUGAGCAUCUGCCAAGUCUGUGGUCAAUUCACAUUCGGCAUACUCUCUGACAAAAAGGUAUCAGUCAACACACUGGCUCUCUUGUCAACAGCAGCGGCAGCAAUCUCAGUACUGGGGAUCUGGAAAGUGGCAUCUUCUCUGCCGGUUCUCAUUGUCUUUGGUAUUCUAUAUGGAUUCUUCGCCGCAGGCUUCACGGCAAUUUGGGCGAGGAUAACGAGUUCGGUGACAAAUGAUGUCGGUACCGCACCUGUGAUAUACGGCUUGUUGAACUUUCAGAAGGGCUUGGGCAAUGUGCUUACAGGACCUAUUGGAGCUGCUUUGAUUGGCAGGAACGCUACCACUGCAAGUGGUAUCUUUAGAUGGGUUAUUCUAUUCACAGGAAUAUGCAUGGCUGGCAGCUCUUGCGCAACCUUGUUGCAGCGUCUGAAGUCUAUCAAGUAG